Haliotis rubra (blacklip abalone) is the source of this 2118-nucleotide messenger RNA. RefSeq names its product probable beta-D-xylosidase 7. The record is from RefSeq and is a predicted model, not a curated record. Gene Ontology annotation, cellular component: plant-type cell wall. NCBI's taxonomy places the organism in Eukaryota, Metazoa, Mollusca, Gastropoda, Lepetellida, Haliotidae. The coding region runs from base 1 to 2013 and encodes 670 amino acids. The transcript has 12 exons. Gene Ontology annotation, molecular function: xylan 1,4-beta-xylosidase activity; alpha-L-arabinofuranosidase activity. Gene Ontology annotation, biological process: xylan catabolic process; arabinan catabolic process.
AUGCCAUAUCACCCCCAGAAGGCCCAGAUGUCAGCAACACGACAUGCCAUAUCACCCCCAGAAGGCCUGAUGUCAACACGACAUGCCAUAUCACCCCCAGAAGGCCUGAUGUCAGCAACACGACAUGCCAUAUAUCCCCCAGAAGGCCUGAUGUCAAAACACCAGUCUGUCCUGGGACGAGUGCGUGUGGAGGACCUUGUUGGUCGCCUCACGGUCAGGGAGAUCAUGUACCAGAUGACGAAAGGGGCACUAGUCCGGCAAUGGCCCAACCCUCCCAUAGCUAGACUUGGCAUGGGACCCUACUCCUGGAACACGGAGUGUCUGAGGGGAGACGUUGAGGCGGGAAUGCUACGCUUCCUCUUUCCUCAGUCUCUGGGUUUAGCGGCCGCCUGGGGAAACAAGCAGUACGGCACCCACAAGGGCAUCAGCUGCUUCAGCCCCGUCAUCAACAUCAUGCGCGAUCCCCGGUGGGGCAGGAACGAGGAAACGUAUGGAGAAGAUCCCUACCUGACUGGUCUGUACGCUGCCCACUUCGUGUGGGGUCUUCAGGGAGACCAUCCACGCUAUGUCCGAGCGAACGCUGGGUGUAAACAUUUCGACGCGUACGCCGGCCCAGAGGACAUCCCCGUCAGCAGGAUGUCCUUCAAUGCCAACGUCACAGAACGAGAUUGGCGGACAACCUUCCUGCCCGCCUUCAGAACAUGCGUCAAAGCAGGAACAUACAAUAUUAUGUGCAGUUAUAACAGCAUUAAUGGUGUACCUGCUUGCGCCAACAAACGGCUCUUGACGGACAUCCUUAGAGGAGAAUGGGGAUUCCAGGGCUACGUCGUCAGCGAUCAAGGGGCAAUAGAAAACAUCAUCGGCUCCCACCACUACUUCAACAACACUGUAGACACUGUGGCAGCCUGUGUCAAUGCUGGAUGUAACCUCGAACUCACCGGCGAAGCCAACGUAGUGUAUCUGUCCAUGAUGGAUGCCAUUAAGCAGGGAAAGCUGACAGAAGAGCUAGUGAGGGAACGAGUAAAGAAACUGUUCUACACCAGGAUGAGACUUGGAGAGUUUGACCCUCCUUCCAUGAACCCCUAUUCUACAUAUGACCUCUCGUAUGUGGAGACCAAGGCGCACAGAGACAUCGCCGUGUGGGCUGCAACAAGAACAUUUGUCCUCCUGAAGAAUGAUGGAAACUUUCUUCCUCUCAAGCAGAAGUUCGGAACCGUUGGGGUUGUUGGUACAAUGACUUACGAGGGCAACAAUACCGUCGGCAACUACGCUCCCAACACCGACCCCAGGUUCAUGUCGCGGACAAUUGAUGGGUUGAAGACGCUUGGGAACGCCGUGCAGGCUGCAUCUGGCUGUAACGACAGUUUGUGUGCCAUCUACGACGCCGCCGGUGUAAGAAAGGCCGUCACUGGUGUCGACGUGCUGUUCAUUACGUUAGGAACAGGCGCCAUAAUUGAGAGGGAAGGUCACGACAAAGCUGACAUUGAGCUGCCAGCCGGACAGGUGCAGCUUCUUAAAGAUGCCGUCGAGUACAUUACUCAAUGGCCGGCUGCACCCACCGCUACUUCAAACACAGAAGUGCUUUACCCUUCGGAUUCGGUCUUUCAUAUUCCACGAUUUCUCUCCUAUGUUGAGGCGAUGUACCCGGGAAUAAUUCAGGCAGGACAAAGCAUCAAUGUAACUACAGCGGUUGUCAAUAACGGGCCUUAUGCCGCUGACGAGGUAGUGCAGCUGUACCUGCGAUGGAAGAGCCCGUCAGUCCCCACGCCGAAGAUUCAGCUGGUGGGAUUCAAGAGGGUGUCCCUGGAGGUCAAUCAGAGGGUGGUCGUCAACUUGGCCAUAGAAGCAGAGAACAUGGCGAUAUGGGACGACUACUAUGGCUGGAUUGUCGAGGAUGGUUACGUGGAGCUAUUUGUCGGUGGCCAGCAACCCAACCAGACACCGAGUCUUCCAUCAAAUGUCCUAUCAGGAGCAGUAAUGAUAAAUGGCACUGUCAUCCUAGGGAAGUAUUAGUUGACAUAGUUUCUAUUUGUAUUGUAAAAUAUAGUGUUGUUAUUUACCUCACCAGGUCUGUUCUUUUGGUCCAGUUUUCAGUGUAAUAAAGAUUAUAUAACUGUU